Messenger RNA from Hevea brasiliensis (rubber tree), 1897 nucleotides. Its product is annotated as transcription factor E2FC. The transcript is spliced from 13 exons. Gene Ontology annotation, molecular function: protein dimerization activity; DNA-binding transcription factor activity, RNA polymerase II-specific; RNA polymerase II cis-regulatory region sequence-specific DNA binding. Gene Ontology annotation, biological process: regulation of transcription by RNA polymerase II. Lineage: Eukaryota; Viridiplantae; Streptophyta; Magnoliopsida; Malpighiales; Euphorbiaceae. The record is from RefSeq and is a predicted model, not a curated record. Gene Ontology annotation, cellular component: RNA polymerase II transcription regulator complex.
GGGAGGCGGGCCGUGCGCAUUUCGAACUCACGCACGCACACGCACCUCUUCUCCAGUCUCCUUGCUUCUCCAGUCCUCCUCCUCCAUUCCCUCUGUCACUUCCUGCUGCGUAAAGCACCUUUUCUUUUUGACACUAUCCCGCGCUCUUUCUUCCUUCUUGCCCUCUCAUGGCGAAUUCGAGUGAAGAUCCCACCACCGCUACACCUCACCCUUCGCAAUUUCACUUGCAGCUGCUUCAUUCUCAUUCUCACUUCCUGAAUCAAUAUCAAUCUUCUCCUUCUUUUUCUUUUUCCACCUCUCCAAAACCACACCUUCCUCUUUCAUCUUCUUCUCUUGCUUCUUCUAAUACUAACAAUAAUAACAAUCGCUUGUCUAACAUUAUUCGUUUGGCUUUCCAAUUGCAUGCUUCUGACUCGCAUUCUGCUUUCGGUAAACUCGCUUUGAAGCAAAAUAAUGAAAAGCACAAUCAUGAGGCUUAGUAUACUGGACAAGCAACCAUCCCCUCUGAUAGCAAACUAGUUGCUGAUAAUACACUUGAUCCUCAGUCUGCCACUGGCAUGAAGCGUAACAGUAGAUCAAAGGUUCCAAAAAAUGCCAAAUUAGGGACUCAAAGAUCAAAUGCUGAGUCUCUUAAUGGUCUGAAUCCAGCAACUGGUUGAUGAUAUGACAGUUCUUUAGGCAUAUUGACCAAGAAAUUUGUCAAGUUGAUCCAGGAGGCCAAGGAUGGCACCCUUGAUCUGAAUAGAACUGCAGACGUGUUUGAGGUCCAAAAUAGGAGGAUAUAUGAUAUUACAAAUGUUUUAGAAGGAAUAGCAUUGAUAGAGAAAACAUCUAAAAACAACAUAAGGUGGAGGGGCUAUGAUGGUUGUGGGCCAAAGGAUUUGGAUAAUCAUGUUACCAGAUUAAAGGUUUCAUUACAGACUGAAGUUGAAAGCUUACAUGCUGAUGAACACAGGCUUGACGAAUCUAUAGGGGAAAAGCAAGAGCUUCUGAGGGUCCUGGAGGAAGAUGAAAAUAACAAAAGGCAUCUCUUUUUGAAGGAGGAAGAUAUCACAAGCCUUCCAUGCUUCCAGAAUCAAAUGCUCAUUGCAAUAAAAGCUCUUCAAGCUAGUUAUCUUGAAGUUCCUGAUCCUGAUGGGGACAUUGGUCCUCCUCAGUAUAAAAUGAUUGUUAGAAGCAACACUGGACCAAUUGAUUUGUACCUCUUGAGAGUGGAAACUGAAGAGCUAUCUUUAGACCAACAGAAUGAUCAAAACAAUGUUGGUGAGUUGUUCAGCUCAGCAUACUCAGAGUCAUCUGGAAUUCAGAAGAUAAGUCCUUCAGACUAUGAUAUUGAUGAUGAUUAUUGGUUUCAAUCCAAUCCCAAAGUCAGCAUUUCAGAGUUGUGGGGGGAGUGGGAGUAAAUAGCAUCCAAACAGUGAGAUUCAUGAAGUUAUGAUUUUUGAAACAGUUGAACCUGUCGUAUAAUUUGAAGGCCUAACUUAUUGUUAGUCAGGAUGAUUCACGUGUUCAUCAGGUACUUCCUUGAUACUUCUGGGAAGAGUUGGUCACUGCUGUUUUGUGAGGUAAAAGAAAAUCAGGUUGUUUAAGAUGACCUGAAGGGGGUGCUUAUUACAAGUUUACACCCCCUUUGCACUUGGAAGUGUAAAUUUUGUAGAUAGAUUUUUUUAAUUUUUUCCCUUUAACUUAACUCUAACCAUUUAAGAAGUUUUAGGAAAUGGAUGCUGGAUUUCGCCAGUUGUCUUUUAUCUCUAAUCUUAAGGAGAACCCUUAAUUAUCAGUUUCAUUUUGGAUUUGUUUCAUCGUAAGUGUACUGGUCAUACUGGCCAUAUUGAUGUUGUACCUAGCGCCAGUGGGCAGUAUUUCGGGCUGAAGAGUUGAAGUGUUUUUAUCUUUA